UGCAAUCUUCCCACACGCACCCUCUUCUGUGUCCGCCCCUCGCCCUUGUCCUGCCAUUCUCCGAACAGAUGCACCCAAGCAGAGAUUCGUCGUUGGGUUUCAGCCCUGUUGGAGUCAGCAUGAACCAAGCAUCGCUGCAUCGUCGUUCUACGACUGGAGGUCAGGGAGAGGUAUGCACUGAUGCCACUGGAUGGUCCUUUCCAAUUCCUCAGGUUGCGCUAGGAAGGACAGAUGCACAAGCCAAUCGUUCAGAGGGAGGAUUUGAUCAUGCCGGCGUCGGACUGAUGCGCCAUCGUGUGGCUCCUCCUACACAGUUCGAUGGCCGGAUGCCAGAUGAACCUAUUGAACCUGAACUAGAAGGCAAUGAUUUUGUCCACUAUUUCACAAACCUCCUAGUGAAUGACCAAGAAUCUCAUGAUCUCCCACCUCCUAGUCAUACAAGUAAUGAUGAUGUACCUAGAGCAUCGAAAGGAUCUCAGAAAAGAACUAAAAAUUUCAGAGAUGAUGAGGACAGACUUCUUGUGUCAGCUUGGCUUAAUAUUGGCAUGGAUCCUAUUCAAGGAAGUGAUCAACCACUGGGGGCAUAUUGGAGAAGAAUCCAUCAAUAUUUUCAUGCUAACAAGACAUUCGAUUCAGACCGUACACAGGGUCCAUUAAUGAACCGUUGGGGUGUCAUCCAACAUGAUGUGAAUCUUUUUUGUGGAUGUCUGUCAAAGAUUGAGACAAGAAACCAGAGUGGUUGUUCAGUUGAUGACAAGGUUAGUUUAUUUGUUACAAAUGAAACUAUGUCAUGUAUGUUCAUUUGUGACAUCCUAGUGAAUGCAUAUUUUUUUUGUGUGUGCUAUCUACAUAUUGCAAGUGCAUGUGCAAUGUUCAAGGCCGAAGAUAUUAAGAACACGAAUUUUGCCUACAUGCAUUGCUGGAAAAUUCUAAAGGACAUGCCCAAAUGGAUUGCAUGGAAAAAUCAUCGAGCUGCUACAAAAAUAGCAAGUAACAAGAAGCAGAAGACAGUGUCAAAUUCAUCUCCUGCUUCUGCCCGUAUGCUAAAAAUACAGAAAAUGCUUUAGGAAGACCUAAAGGAAAGAAGAAGGAGAAAUAGAAGGUGCGACAACGUUCGACCAUCGAAGCAGUGGACUAUCUCGUGGACAAGAUGAAAGAAGCUGAAGGUAAAAAAGACCUGAAGAAAGCUGAGAGGUGGGAUAGGGCCUUUCAUUUGCAGGAAAAAAAGAUGAAAUUGGAUAGAGAAAAAUUUGAGUUCCAAAGGGAGUUGGAAGAGGAGAGAAUUCUUAGUCUUGAUUUGAGCACUAUGACUGACCAACAGAAGCAAUUCUAUGAAGGGCGUCAGAAUGACAUUCUAGCUAGGCGUUUCGGUUGCUAGUGUAGUUCUUCGUGUAGUUCAGUAUAUUUUGAGUACUGCAUGUCUAUGAAACCAUUAUAAUUUUCUUUCAUUCAAAUAGUGACAUAUCAAACUAUUUACUUGUGUGCUUGUUCGUUUAGUAUUGCCCAUAGCACUACUGCCAACAGUGAAUUUGUUUUA
Messenger RNA from Oryza brachyantha (malo sina), 1537 nucleotides. RefSeq lists its product as uncharacterized. The transcript has 2 exons. The record is from RefSeq and is a predicted model, not a curated record. Bases 69 to 1067 code for a protein of 332 amino acids. NCBI's taxonomy places the organism in Eukaryota, Viridiplantae, Streptophyta, Magnoliopsida, Poales, Poaceae.